AGAAAGUCUGAGGGCUGCUGAAAGCGUUUGUAUUUGGUGUUAAACUUGUGAGGUGUGGAUCUGAUGAGCGCUGAGGCUCAGCUGGGAAGCCACCCAUGCGCUGACGUCACGGGGCUCUGACAAGCUGGUGGUGCCGGAAGAAAAGAUGGCGGAUCAUGAGGAGCAGCUAUCCGACGAGGAAAAGGUUCGCAUAGCAGCUAACUUUGUCAUCCAUGCCCCGCCAGGAGAGUUCAACGAAGUCUUCAAUGAUGUGCGAUUGCUGCUCAACAAUGACAAUCUUCUCAGGGAGGGUGCAGCACAUGCUUUUGCACAGUACAACUUGGACCAGUUUACUCCGGUGAAAGUUGAGGGCUACGAAGAACAGGUCUUAAUUACAGAGCAUGGUGACCUUGGGAACGGCCGGGUCCUGGACCCAAAGAAUAAGAUCUCCUUCAAGUUUGACCACCUGAGGAAGGAGGCCAGCGACCCACGCCCGCAUGAUGUUGAUGGCUCCAUGGAAGGCUGGAGGAGCGCCGUGGACUCCGCCGUCAGGGCCUACGUCAAGGAGCACUACCCCAACGGAGUGUGCACCAUUUAUGGAAAAACCAUAGACGGUCAUCAAACCAUCAUUGUGUGCAUUGAGUGCCAUCAGUUUCAACCCAAAAAUUUCUGGAAUGGACGCUGGAGGUCAGAGUGGAAGUUCACCAUCUCUCCCUCCACCACUCAGGUGGCAGGAAUCAUGAAAAUCCAGGUUCAUUACUAUGAGGAUGGAAAUGUUCAGCUGGUGAGCCACAAAGAGGUUCAGGAGUCCAUGUCUGUUUCUAAUGAGGCUUCAACUGCUAAGGAGUUUGUUAAGAUCAUGGAAGCUGCAGAGAAUGACUAUCAGACGGCCAUUAAUGAGAAUUACCAGACCAUGUCGGACACUACCUUCAAAGCCUUACGCCGCCAGCUUCCUGUGACACGCACCAAGAUCGAUUGGAACAAGAUCCUGAGCUACAAGAUUGGCAAGGAGAUGCAAAACGCUUAAGAAGAAAAACAAAAAACAGAAGAGAAGAAAACAGAUAGAUCCCCUUGACCCCUCACCCCCCUCCCAAACAAUGUUGCAUGACUGGAUAGUUGUAUCGUCUUUGUACAAAAAUUUGAGAAAACAGGGACAAAGAAGGGUUUGGUCUCACAGCCAGACGUUGUACCAUACAUGGCUACCUUUCUUUACAUGCACUGUAUUAUUGGAUCCAUGAUGACAAAAGUUUAGUGUAUUUGGGGAAAAAUGAAAACCAAAAUCUAGAGGAAACAUUGGAAGACAUAGGAAAAAAAGAGCAAAACCUUGGAUGUAAGAACAAACCGUAUAAAGUUCCAUUACCACACGUGCAAUAUCUGAGUGAGGCCACACCUUUUAAUUUGACCUGAUGAGAGACGGAUUGAAUUUGCAGAUGUGGUUAAAAACAAAUAAUUUUUUGGGAGACUUUUUUAUUUUAUUUUAUUUUUUGUUUCUUUACAAAAGAGCCCAGAUAUUCCGGCUGAAAUAAACGAGUCCUUUCACUUCACUGUUAAUGUUCCAUUCAGUUUCAGUCAAGUGCAUAAAGCAAAACAAAAUAAACGGUUUUGUGUUCAUCUUUGGCACAAUCAGCCAACAUUAACAGACACUCAAUGUCCUUGUCUCCUCAUUUUGGUACUUUGCCUCACCAUCUGUCCUAUAUGUGAGAACUCAACUUUGCAGUGCUCCUAGCCUUUUUGACUUGACAUUGUCUGAACUCUCACUCAGUGCAGAGAGGUCGGGCCACUUCAACAAGCUUAAUUAACAAGACAUGAGUCGCUCAAUAAUGUGCUUAAUGUCCAAUUUACAAUAAAAUUAAAAAAGCAUCACUUUUUCUCCUGCAGUGCUUAUUUUUUAUUAAAAAAAGCAGAACCUGACUGUAUUAUAUAAACGAGGCACACUGUAAUAUAUUCCUGUAUGAAACAGCCUGUCUGUCAGUUUGGUGAUUUAUUUCCAUGAGAUUAACUGUAAUUCAGUCACAAUUAUGUUGCAUUAAAUGACAAAUUUUCUA
Messenger RNA from Gambusia affinis (western mosquitofish), 2024 nucleotides. Its product is annotated as F-actin-capping protein subunit alpha-2. The transcript is spliced from 10 exons. Gene Ontology annotation, biological process: actin cytoskeleton organization; barbed-end actin filament capping. Gene Ontology annotation, molecular function: actin filament binding. Bases 146 to 1006 code for a protein of 286 amino acids. The record is from RefSeq and is a predicted model, not a curated record. Gene Ontology annotation, cellular component: actin cortical patch; F-actin capping protein complex. NCBI's taxonomy places the organism in Eukaryota, Metazoa, Chordata, Actinopteri, Cyprinodontiformes, Poeciliidae.